Penaeus monodon (black tiger shrimp) is the source of this 3092-nucleotide messenger RNA. Its product is annotated as 1-acyl-sn-glycerol-3-phosphate acyltransferase epsilon-like. Gene Ontology annotation, molecular function: acyltransferase activity. Gene Ontology annotation, cellular component: mitochondrion; endomembrane system. The record is from RefSeq and is a predicted model, not a curated record. NCBI's taxonomy places the organism in Eukaryota, Metazoa, Arthropoda, Malacostraca, Decapoda, Penaeidae. The transcript is spliced from 9 exons. The coding region runs from base 310 to 1530 and encodes 406 amino acids.
GGAGCGGGGUUGCCGAUGGCCCCACGACACCAACGCCCUCGACGGAACUUCUCUCUUUAAGGGAAAUUUGCCCUCUGUUGGCGCCCUUUACCCCACUUCUGGCGGAGUUUUUACUACACGACUGGCGGAGUUUUACCCCACGAUUGGUGCCAUUUACCCCACGAUUGGCCGAGUUUCGGUGCCUUUUACCCCACGAUAGGCGGAGUUUUACCCAAGAUUGGUGUCUUUUACCCACUGUUGGUGCCCUUUACCCCACGAUUGGCGGAGUUUUAUUGGCUGCGAAGAGGGAAAGGGGGAAAAAGAAGGACGAUGGCGAAUUUACUAGAUCUGAAGGAUUUUUGGAGGAAGAUCCGCGAGCUGUACACUACGGUUGUGGGAUCUAUGAGAUAUGUGUUUGGCUCGGUAAUCAUGAUUGGGGUGGCCCCAGAAUACCUCGCAAUAUGGCUUGUGUGGCGAGGUGCUUCACUAGUAUUCCCGUCCUGGAUAUACCAGUGGGGGGAUGACAAACUCUAUUCUCUCUAUCAGCGGCUAGUUCUCUUUUUCUUUGAGACGUGUACAAAUUUAGAGGUGGUGUUAUAUGGUGAUGCUGUAGAUGCUCUGAAGAAGAGAGAAAGUGUCUUAUAUCUUGCCAACCAUCAGUCAACAGUUGACUGGCUUGUUGCUGACAUGAUCUCUGUCCGAGGUGGAUCUUUAGGACACCUGCGCUAUGUGAUGAAAGACACACUACAACUAAUGCCUCUCUAUGGGCACUACUUCUACGCACAUGGCUGUAUUUACGUGAAACGAGGGAAGUUCAGUCAGAACAAAAUGAUUGAGGCCCUGGACUACCUCAGACACCCAAAGAUUCCUACGUGGUUGGUGAUCUUCCCAGAGGGUACACGCUACUAUCCGGGCAACCCUGACGUCAUCCAGAAAGCAGAGCAGUAUGCAAAGGACAACAAUCUUCCGGCAAUUGGAACAGUGACUGCUGCUAAGGAAGAUGCCAAGGUCUCGGUUAGAAAGUGCUCCGAGAAAACAGUGCUGAAGCAUCACUUGGUCCCCAAAACCCGAGGAAUGUGGUUAGUCAGCCGACAGUUACACGAUAAGAUUGAUGCCAUAUAUGAUGUCUCAGUGUUCUAUGAUGGGACUGUGAACAAGCAAGGCAUCAGAGGAAAUGCACCACAGCUUAUAGAUUUCCUAAUGGGGAAGUGCAAGAAGGUUCAUGUACACAUCAGGCGCAUCCCAAUGUCUGAAGUGCCGAUGGAGGAGGAGAAAGUCGGAAAAUGGCUACAUCAGCUUUAUAGGGAGAAAGACGAACUGGCUGAGAACUUCUUCACCCCAGAUAGUGAGAAACGAAAUAACGUUGAAAAGCUGUUGAAUGGCCACAAGUCUUCACUAAAUCUUUGGUCAACUCUCUCCUCUUUCCUGUUCUUUAGUGUUCUCUCGGUGCCAUUCCUCUGUACUAAAGUUGGAAGGCAGAUGUAUGUAAAUUUGCUGCUCUAUGGAAGCCUUGGAUCGUAUGGGUGGCUUGUCAUUCGUAAUGUUUGUUAAGACUAUUUUUGAAGAGGAAAAUACUUGAUAAUGGAGGUGUUAAGUUAAUUUUUUUGUUUUGUUUUUGUUUUUCUUUCAUGUCCUUGCCAAGUGAUGACAAAUGGCAUAAGGAACAAAGUAGAACAGCAUAAGGGGCACCUCCAGAUCCGUUUCAAGAAAUCACAUUAAGGGUGAAACAGGAGUUAAUUAGGAAACAGUUUUUAUGUGUAUACUAGAGUGAGAUGUUAUGAAUGCAUAAUUUUUGGGAUGUUUAAUGGUAUUGGACCAUCCCAGUGACUUUUAUGUAAAGAAUGUGGUUAAUGGAAACAUGUUAAUGAAACAUUUGUCUCAGAUCUUCCGUUGUGCACAGACAGAUUUUUGAAGUAUUACAUGGGUUUUCAUGACAUGCAAGUCAGUUUCACUGGAUAUAAAGAACAGAAAUUGACACAUUUGAUUAUCAUGUAAUUGUUCAUAUUGUAAUUAUUGUAUAUUAUCUAGGAGUCUUUCAGUAGAUGAAACAAGAUAUUUCUUUGUCAUAUAGUAAAUGAAGCUUGUCAGAAAUAAAGAAAUAUUCUCAUAAAUGAUGAUUUGUUUUUGAUAGCUAAUUCCAGCAAACUGAAAAAAAUACAUGCAUGAGCUUACAUGUACACUAGAUAUGUAUGGUAUACUGGACUAAUCCUUAUAAUAAUUUCUUUAACACACUGAUUCUCCAUUAUAUUUCUGUUGUAAAUCUCGAGUAUUUGUAUUAUCAGAUACAGAAAUUUGAAUAUAUUGCUUGAAAAGGAAGGCAGAAGAAAAAGAAAUAAAGGAAGAAAAAAUUUGUAAUAGAUAUCUCUAUCUGCACACACACAUGUGCAAUCCCCACCCACAAAUGUGUGUACAUGUAUGGAUAUUUGCCAGCCAUUAAUAUUAUAUACAAUUUUUUUUUUCUUUCUACAAAAAAUAGAUGCUCAAUAUGUUUUUUGCAUGGCAAUAGUGUUUCUGAAAAUUAGUUUUAUUUGCAACAGUGUUCUUUCUACUUAUUGAAGGAAAUUACUUUGUCAUCAUGACGUUAGGUUUGUUUGUGAACAAAAAUAUUGUUUAUAAUGUUAAUAAUGAAUAUAAUCAGUAAGGUAAUGCUGUUUUUUUUUUGUUGUUGCAUAUCAACACUGGGAAAGUGAUUAUCACAGGAUGCACUUGUAUAACUGUGAAAUUGAAAGAGACUGGACAAGUGUUUAAGGAAGUAGCAUGUCUUUGAGAAAUUGGCGACAAUUUUACAGCAUGUAAAACUUAUGUAGAGGUGUUAUGUUUUUUUGUUACAUUUUUUUUCUCUCUUUCUUGCAUUUUAUUUUCUUUCAUUCUUCUUUGGUGGUUUUGUUUAUGUAAAAUUAUUUUAUUUUAUUAUUUUUUUUCUGUAGAUACAGUAGCAUUAUAGGAGUCUUUUGGUGUGGAGGAAAAUAAUAAUUUUUAUAUUGAUUUUUAGAAAUAGACAAUGUUUCUUUUUUCUGCUGCCUUUGGUGUUGUUUUAUUUGUAUGGUUACUGCACAUUUAAGAAGUACAAUGUAGACUGGUAUUAGGGCAACAUAUUUUUCCAAAAAAAAAAA